Molecule: messenger RNA, 3420 nt
Organism: Klebsormidium nitens
Lineage: Eukaryota; Viridiplantae; Streptophyta; Klebsormidiophyceae; Klebsormidiales; Klebsormidiaceae
Source: the annotation of a GenBank genome assembly
AUUUCAUUGUCUUUCGCUUUAUAUCAGCAAGGCAAAACCUCGCGGCUCGAGCUGUAUGGGGGCUGUAUGCUCCGCCUCGAAGCUUGAAACUUUCAGGGGGACAUCCCUUCAGCCUUUAGGUAAUCUUCCAUUCCUUUCCUUUCCUCAAAUUGGUGCUGGCGAUUGCCCGUUGAGCUUCCUUUCUGUGCAAAACGUGUGAUCAACCGCAUGGUUGCAACUGACGCCAAUGGCGCCUGCUCCCGCCAAAACGCCCAAGUCUGAAGUAAACGAUUGGUGCCUUUUUCAGACCGAGGGGGCGCAAAAGGUUGUGUACCUUACAGAAGGGGACGACUCAAAACCACCCACUUAUCAAUGCACCCUGAAGCUGCCUGAUGGCCGCGAGUUUCAGUCUGAGGGGGGAUACAAGAAGAAGAAGGAUGCAGAACAAGCAGCGGCGGAGAAAGCAAUGCAGGCGAUUGGUCGGCCCAAUGCGGAGCCUGAAGGCACUUCUCCCGUUCUGCCCGUCGGAGAGUCAGCCUUUGGGCGAUGGCAGCUGCUCAAGUCCCGUUUGGAGGCAUCACUGGCGGAUAAGAGCGUGGCCCACUUCUCUCCCCUCUCCCCCUUCUUCUCCACGGCCGCUCUUACUGGUCGCCCUAUCCCCCUAGCAGUCCUUGCCCAGGUCGACAAUCGCAUAGCUGCUGCGAUCCGGGGGUUACAUCCCCAGGCAGAAACGGACCCCCUGCAAGGCCUUGCCCUGAUGGCGGCAGCGGUUCGCGCGUGCGAAGGGGUGCGGCUUACGAAAGAUGGGCUUGGGCCCUGGCCAGAGAGCCCGACCGCGCGAGCGCGGACCGAGGCGCAAGAACCGGCUUCCUCGCCCCCCGGAGUCUUCCGGGCCGUAUUCCUCCCCCAGGACAAGGAACGGCCCCCUGCUGACGUCACCCUGCCGAGAAAGCCGGGCGGGGCGUAUUUGGAGCAGAUUGCGGAGGUGCUGGGGCUAGGGGAUGCCAACCGGGUGCUUAUCUCAAGGACCGUUGGCAAGUCCGGCAGCAACCUACGCAUCUACUCUCUACUGACUCCCCUCCCCACCGCCCACGUCAGCGAUGACGGCAGCUUCACAUUCCUUCCGGCCGGUUCUGACGAACGGAAGGGAGGAGCGGAUGUGGACUUCCCGGAAUCCUUGACAGGCGUUGAGACGGGGUCGGCCAUAAAGAAGAUAAACGGACACGAUUGUGACAAUGAGAGGAGUGGCUCGAGCGAGAGCAACGAGAGGAACGGAAGCGGCGACCGGAACGAACGGAACGGUUGGAACGAGAGGGCCAGCUGGGGAGCCGGGCACGCGGUGUUCGGGGACGCGGUGGUGGCCUCCGUCGGGACGACGUACUCGUCGCUCGGAAAGCUGACGUGGGAUGACGUCAGCACCAGGGACUGGCACAGCCUGCUCCUUUCUCGGCACCCCCGGGGAAUGUACCAGCUCAGUCGCGGCGCCCCGCUUGCUGCGACGCUGCCGCGCACUUACGCCGGGUCCGGUCGGUGGGAAGGCAAAACUCCAAAGACUCUCCUGUUCGAUUUGGGAAAGCCCAAGUGCAGUGGGGCCGGUGACAAGGUGCCUGUUUACACUCUGUCCAAGAAGGGGGAGGGGGCCGGUGAGAAUGAGCCCCAGAGUGUCGGAGCGACCGAAGGGGAGCCCGGGCUUGGCGUGAUGCGAGGGAGGCUGGACUGGGUAAAGGUUCCGUGCCGUCUGGAAGAAGAGCGAAGAACGGAAGUAACAGGGCCUCCGAAAUUAGGAAGUAGUCUGGAAACGGUGGAAGCACAAUCCUCCUUACAACCUCUCACGGAAGCGAAAACGGAAUCUUGCCCGGAAAGGGAAAGGAAGGACGAGCCGGGAUGGGAGGCGGAAGUGGAGUUCGUGUAUGGGCACCAGGCGAUGAGAGCCUCGUCGGGCGGUCGGUGGGAGUCUCCGGGGGACGCCGAGAACGCAGCCGCGCUGGCGGGCCUCCACGUGGUGCAGGCGCUGUUCGACGCCCGGGUGCUAACUAGAGAAGCGGCAAAAGAGGAAGGAAAAAUGGGAGAUCUCUCGAAUUCUGAGCAUGACGGCACAGCGAUCAUUGACUACAAGAUUGUUUCGGGAGGGACUGUGCUCGAGGAGAACCGGGGCUUCUUGGUACCCCGGGGAACGGGGGCGGUUCUGCCGCAGAUCGAACAGUGCAUCGACACGUGUCAGCAAGGGGAGACGCGCAGCGUCCAAAUGCGGGCCCUGGCCUCGUGGCAGCCCUUAAUAACUGCCACGUGUCUCACUGAAGAGCCUUUAGCUAAACCCAACGACCGGAUGGCUGCCUCGGAACCUCAGCCGGAGGAAUCUGAGAGUGGAGAUGACGUCACGAUCGAGGUCCGGCUGUGUGGACACGUGGAGCCCCGCGAGCAGCGGCUCGAGGGGGCCCUGUUCACACCGUCGCUCGCCAGCCAGCGAAUGGACUUCGCGCUGACUGUGCUCGAACAGUGUAAAGCCGCUUCGGUGCUAGAUUUAGGCUGUGGUUCCGGCGCUUUCCUCGAAGCCGUCGCGGAGAGAGCCACGUGCGUCCAGCGCCUUGCGGGCGCGGACGUGUCCGAACGCGCGCUCGCGCGUGCGCGCAAAGCGGUCCACGCGAAACUAGAGAAGCGGGGAACGGCCGGGGCGCUGGCGGAGAAAGACGUCGAGAUCAUCGGACGGUCGAUGUUGGACCUGGACGAGCGCUUCGCCGGCUGGGAUCUUGCCACGUGUAUCGAGGUGGUGGAGCAUCUGGAUCCGGAACCGUUGGCGGGAUUCGGUCCGGCGGUUCUGGGCAGACUCCGACCGAAAGUGCUCCUGGUUUCCACUCCGAAUGUCGAGUAUAACCCGGUUCUCCAAGCAGCGGCGACGGGAACUAGAAGGAGCGACGCGAACGAGGGGGAUGAACCAUGCCGGUUACGCAAUGAAGAUCAUCGGUUUGAGUGGACGAGAGCGGAAUUCCGGACGUGGGCGGUGGCUUUGGCAGCGGAAUACGGAUACUCCGUGGAAUACAGCGGUGUGGGCGGGGACGGAGCAGAGAACGGACCCGGUUUCUGUACGCAGAUUGCUGUGUUCCGCAGGAUAUCAAAAUGUGUAGGUGAUUCUUGAACAACUUCGUGACGACGGUGGUUUUGUCGUCUUUAGCGAACUUACGUCUUGUCCAAGCGGGGACGGGGAGAGAGCCGCUUUUCCCUCAUCCUGUUCCGGGCUUGUAUUCGAUCGAGGGUGCACAAGCACGCAUCGGCUGUAAAUCCGGAAUAAAUCGCUGAGAACGACUUGCAUGCAACUAGCUUGCCACAGGCGCCGCGUGCGUCGCGCGCGAGUUUGAGCCUUUAAGAAACUUCACGAACUGGUGUGCUCAGGCAGUGGACGGUGCGCGGCCAUCGGUUGUAUAUUUGCACUAUAUCGCUCCUAAC